Messenger RNA from Hydra vulgaris (swiftwater hydra), 654 nucleotides. RefSeq lists its product as uncharacterized. Lineage: Eukaryota; Metazoa; Cnidaria; Hydrozoa; Anthoathecata; Hydridae. Gene Ontology annotation, cellular component: nucleus. Gene Ontology annotation, molecular function: DNA binding. The record is from RefSeq and is a predicted model, not a curated record.
AUGUACUUAGCUGAAAAGGGUUUUCCACAAGAUAGAGAAGAUAUUAAACUGAUGGGUAAAUCUUACACAUUUACUGGCAAAAAAACUCCAUUCAAAGAUGACAAUCCAGGGAGAGACUGGUGCAUGUCUUUUGAAAAAACAUGGAAUGUAGUUCUGGAAAAAAGAAAACCUGAACUUUUGACCAAAGCAAGAGCUAAUGAUCUUUCUCUGAAAACAUUGACAGAUUUUUUGAAUGAAACAGGUUUACGUACAGAUCCUACAGCAGGAAAAAUCUUUGUUCGUAAAACAUCAAAAACAGCCUAUUAUGUUGCUUCAUCAUGUGGUAAAUCAAUGUAUACUGUACUGUUUUGUGGGUCAGCAAAUGGCCAGUGUUUACCUUCUUUUGUCGUCUACAAAGCCAUCCACCUUUAUGAUGCAUGGUGUCAAAAUGGACCAGAAAAUGCAAUUUGGAUUGAUAAGUUUAUUAUACAUGUAAAAGAAUAUGAAAAGCCUGUGUUGCUGCUGCGUGACGGAUCCGACAGCCAUUUAACAUAUUCUACUGUUAAAAAAGCUCUCGACAAUCAUAUAAUUUUACUUUGCUUACCUCCAAACACAACUCACGCAUUACAACCUCUUGAUGUUGGUUUUUUUGCUCCAUUGAGAGAAAAUCCUUAA